AUGGUUCUCGAGGUCCACGACGCUCAGGACUUCGUCUCCGAAAAGAGUGCCUAUGCCGUCUUCGAGGCAGACGAGGGGGCGACCUUGGCGCAGUAUGGCGUCGAAAGAGGGGCAGACGGGCUGGUCAACUGGCAACGGGACUGCAAGACACAUCCAAGGAACUGGUCGACACGGCGGAAGACGUUUGAUACUACAGUCAUCAUCUUGUUUGAGCUGUAUACGUACCAACUUGGUCAAGCGCUAGGGGGUUUCCUGAUCCCCCCUUUUUCUGAACUGUUCGGCCGCCGCCUCCCGUACCUCACCUCCUGCGCCGCCUUCUGCAUCUUCAGUCUCCUCACCGGCGUCGUACACUCCCCCGUGGCAGUCUACAUCGGCCGCUUCGUAGCAGGCCUUGCCUCGGCCGUUCCGUCCGUCGUCAUCGCCGGCAGCGUGGAAGACAUGUUCAACACGAAGCGCCGGGUAUGGAUCAUUGUCCUCUGGAACGCGGGUACAACGGUCGGCUUGUGCUUCGGACCCAUCUACGCCGCCUACAUCUCCGAGGCCGCGGGGUGGCGGUGGAUCUUUGACAGCGCGGCAAUCGUCACGGCGGUGCUGUUUGUGGCCCUCUUUGGGGUCAAGGAGAGCAGGCCAAGCAUUCUACUGGGCGGCAUUAUCAAGCAGAUCAGGAGGGAGACGACGAUACAAGAGCUGGAGUGGCAUAACCCCGACGAGGCGCGAGACUGGCGGGCCCUGGUCCGGAUCAGCGUCGUCAGGCCCGGAAGGAUCUUGCUCACAGAACCGCUGGUCGUCAUGGUCGCGCUCAUCUCUGCUUCGUCAUGGGGCAUGAUCUACUUGUUCACCGAGUCGCUCACUGUAGUCUACCUCUCUCUGGGUUUCACCAAGACCCAAGCUUCACUGCCUUUCCUAGCCAUCGCGGUCGGCGUGCUCUUCACGUUCCUCCCUCGCUUGUGGGAUAUGAAGGUCGUCCGGGACCGCCAGCGCACAAAAGUGCCCAUCCAACCAGAAGACAAAAUCAUUGGCUUCGCCUUCGCCGCUCCGGCCCAAGCCAUCGGCCUCGCUUGGUUCGCCUGGACGAUCCCGCCGGCGGUGAACGGCUUGCACUGGAUUGUCCCGACGGCGUCCCUCGUGCUUGUGGGCUUCGCGGUCAACGAGACGGCGCACACGCUCAGCGGGUAUCUCGCCGACUCGUACCUACUCUACUCGGCUUCAGCGUUUUCAGGGCUCGCGCUCGUGCGGGCCGUCGCGUCGGGGCUGAUGCCGCUCGUCGCGCACGAAAUGUAUGCCGGGUUGAACGCCAAUAUUGCCGGAUCGGUGCUUGCGGCGCUGGCGGCGGCGUUUUGCGUCACUCCGUGGCUGUUCUUCCGGUUCAGCAAGCGGCUGAGGCAGAGGAGCCCGUUUGCGAGGUUCAGUCUGGAGACGCAUUACAGAACGAACGUGGAGGAGAACUAG
Messenger RNA from Colletotrichum spaethianum, 1449 nucleotides. RefSeq names its product putative transporter. The coding region runs from base 1 to 1449 and encodes 482 amino acids. The transcript has 3 exons. The record is from RefSeq and is a predicted model, not a curated record. Gene Ontology annotation, molecular function: transmembrane transporter activity. NCBI's taxonomy places the organism in Eukaryota, Fungi, Ascomycota, Sordariomycetes, Glomerellales, Glomerellaceae. Gene Ontology annotation, biological process: transmembrane transport.